ACAAGAACAGCAACAAGGAUUUGCCAAUGCAAGUGCAAAUGCAAAUGCAAAGAAUCAAAGAUCAGCAAGUGCGUAUAUUAUGGGCCGCUCCAAGUUCCCCGGGAAACCAUCCAAGUCGAUUAAUCGUAAGCGGAUAAGUGUCCUACAAUUGGAGGAUGAUGCCGCAUCAUCGGCAGCGCAGCAGCAUCAGCAGGGCGAACAGAGUACAGACUCCGCGUCGCGCGACAAAGGCAACAAUUGUGAUAACGAUGACGAUGAUAAUGCGUCGAGUGGCGCGGCGACCAGUGGUGCAACCAGUGGCGCUGCGGCCGACACUGCCGGCAAUGGUGCAGGAGCAGGAUCGGGUGGAUCAGGUGGCGGCGGGGGCGGGGGCGGAAGCGGAGGCGGUACAACAAAUGGCGGCAAUGUAAAUGGUGGCAGUCAUCAUAAGAGCGCCACAUCGGAGGUCAAGGAAUGCAAAAAUCAAGGCAACAAUAUCGAGCUUAACAACAGCAAUGCUGCCUCCGGGCCCGAUGAUGCCGCCGAGGACACGAACAACGAUGACGACGAUGACAGCAGCACCAAUGACAAGAGAACAACAACAGCAACAACAACAACAGCAGCUGCUGCUGUCGCCCUUGUGCCUCAAUGCCUCAGUGCGUUGCAGCGUGCACGCAAAGGAGGCAAUAAAAAAUUCAAAAACUUGAAUCUGGCCAGAGCGGAGGUGAUGUUGCCCUCAACGUCGAAACUCAAGCAACAACAACAAUUGCAACUUAAUUGCCCUUCAUCAUCCUCAUCGUCAACAGCAGCAACUAUAGCGAGUGCGAGUGCAACGCUGGCAGCGACGUCGACCUCAACGUCAUUGUCGCUGUCGAUGCCAGCAGUUGCUGCUGCGGCUGCUGGGGGCGGGGGAGGCGCAGCUGCUGGUCUGCUGACGAACCCCUUUGCCAGCGCCGUCGUCGUCGAGUCAAAUGUGGCCGAGGAGGCAACGGGCGCUGGCAACGAAGACGCUGCAAUGUUAAAGCCAUCAAUCGAAAUGGCCAAUGAGACGGCAACGGAAGCAGCCGUCGACGCUUCCACCGCCACCGCUGCUGUUGUCCCCAGUCCCAAUCCAAACAGUGUGGCGGCCUCGACGAUUAGUGCUGCCACAGGGACACAGCCGCCAGCGACGGCGAUCAAGCAAAAGAAAACUGUCACCUUCAAGAACAUACUGGAGACCAGCGAUGACAAGUCGGUGGUCAAGCGUUUUUACAAUCCGGAUAAUCGGGUGCCGCUCGUCUCCAUCAUGAAGAAGGAUAGCAUGAAUCGACCGCUCAACUAUUGCAGGGGCAGCGAGUUCAUUGUGCGUCCCUCCAAACUGUCCAAGAUACUCAAUACUUACUCCAACAUCGACAAGCUCAACUCGCUGAAGUUUCGCUCAGUGCCUGUGGCGAUGGCAUCCUCUAGCUCCUCAUCGAUACAGGAUUCCAGCUCAAUGAGCCUCUUUGGCUCUGGCCUAUCGCGCGCUUUUGGCGCACCACUGGCCGAUGAGGAUGCCGUCUCUGGCGGUGUCACAUUUCGCAAGCAUGAGCCCCAGCAAAAGGCAUCCGAUGACAACGAAGAUGAUGGCUCGGCAAGCAGCGAUGACAUUGAGGAUGAUGAUGAUAUGGACGAAGACGACAUGGAGGACAAUGAUGAGGCAGUCUCUGAGAAGAGCGCCGAACCCGCUGCAAGCGUUAAUGAAAUGGACGUCGACGAUAGGCAACUGGAAGUGGAUAAGUCCACUGUGCCACCAACGCGCACGCGAUCUUCGCGCAUCGUUAAGCCCAAUAAACGGCUAUUGGAGUUGGGCAGCCUUAGCAGCAAGAAGAACUCCAAUGAUGCCGGUGUCAAAGCAAAGCCCAAGAAUUACUUUGGCCUGGGUGGUGACUUUUCUGGCGACACAGCCACCGCCACCGCCCCCGUAUCGACGUCUAGCUCAUCCUCAACGUCGUUUCCCAACUUUGGCACCGCUAAGCUCAACAACAGCAGCUUUGUGCUGCGCCAGUCGCGCCUACAAUUUCCAUUGGAUAAGAGCGUCUCAUUUGCGGGCCUGCCCACAGUCUCCAGUGCCAUUGCGCCAGCAAAUGUUCAAAUGUCAUUUGGCUCGCUCAACAAUGCCAAUUCAGUUGUGGCCAUGUCCUGUGUGGUUUGCGGCACGCCCGUUAGUAACAAGGAUGCGCCAUUGGCACGCAAGUUCGGCGUAAUUGCUUGUGAAGUCUGUCGCAAGUUCAUCUCCAGAAUGACAAAAAUAUCGAAAUCAUCAACGGCCAUGCACUCGAGCUCCAGCUCCAGCUCAAAUGCAGCGUUAACCAGUCAGCAAGUACAGUGCAAGGGCACAGAUGACACCGGUGGCAGCUGUAAUAUACAAUCGCUCAAAAGCCAGCUGAAGAACUUCAAGAAAUUGUACAAGGAGCGCUGCACGGCAUGUUGGUUGAAGAAAUGCCUGACAGCAUUUCAGCUACCCACGGCGCACAGAAGUCGCAUGAGUGCCAUACUACCAGCCAACAUGCGCGAUGAGGCUGCCGGCAAGGAUGAUAAAGGAUGCCCCGAGCUGCUAUCGCCAACGGCUAGUUUGCGUUUCUCAGCGCCGACUGUCGCUGUAUCCUCUUCUGUGGGUGGUACGACCAUCAAGUGGAAAUCCAGUGCGGAGACAACAGUGAGCUCCAUUAAAUCGAAUCCGUUGGCCGAGAACAAUGUCACCUUUGGCAGCACACCGAUACUGCGCCCAGCCAUACUCGAAAAGCCGUUGUUCUUGAAAAUCGGUAACGCUGUCGGCGAUACGAAGAAAACCAAAGAGUCUAAAAUUGGUGCUGCUGCGGAGACUGCUGUUGGUCAAACUGCUGUGGCCAGCAGCAAUGAAGCAGCUGCACCAGCUAAAAUCACACGCAAGGCCAAACAGGACAAGGAGAAAGCGUCCAGGGAGCAGGAAAGUGAAAAAUUGCUCAGUCCCAGUGCCAAAAAGGCGAUUGAUGCGGCGACUACCCAAGAGACUCAAAAGGAUGAACCACAAACAACGGCAGCAAUUGCAGCGCCGCCUCCGUCACAGACUAGUUCAACUGCUGCCGCAAGCAUCAAUCAAGUGGAGGCUGCCGAGGUGGUGGCCUCAACAUCCACAUCAACGGUGCCAGAUAACUUGAAGCGGCAACGUAUCGAUUUGAAGGGUCCGCGUGUGAAGCAUGUGUGCCGCAGUGCAUCCAUUGUGCUGGGUCAACCGCUGGCCACUUUUGGCGACGAGGAUGAUGAGUUGGCAGCGGUUGAGUCUGUGCAAACAGCAACAACUACAACUAAUGCGACACCACCAGAGGUGACAAACCCGAAGAAACCGAAGUCGCCAUUGCCUGUGCAAAUGAUGGUUACCGAUGAGAACGACAACUGUGCCACAUGCAAGCCGGUGCCAAGUGGAGACACAGCCGAGGCACAGCCUCAGCCAGUUGUAAAAGGCGUGCUGGAAUCAAAGAGCAACAAAUCAAAUACCAACCAAUCAGAGGCUAAAAAGGCAGCAGCUACAGCAGGAGCAGGAGCAUCCAAGGGCAAGGUGUCCACACGCAAUGCGACAUCAUCAGUGUCGUCAUCCGCCAACGGACUAGUGGCCAGCAAGAAGCAGCGAAAUAUCGAAGCCAGCAGUAAUGCGGGAAAUCAGGCGACAGCGGCACAAAGUCGCCGUGCUUUAGCCAAGGAGGUGAACCGAUUAAAGGCCCUGAUAUCGACAGACUUCUGGGAGAACUAUGAUCCGGCUGAGGUAUGCCAAACGGGCUUUGGACUGAUCGUCACAGAGACUGUGGCACAGCGUGCGCUCUGCUUUCUGUGCGGCUCGACGGGGCUGGAUCCGCUCAUCUUCUGUGCUUGCUGCUGUGAGCCCUACCAUCAGUAUUGUGUGCUGGACGAGUACAAUCUGAAGCACAGCUCCUUUGACGACACACUGAUGAACAGUCUGCUCGAGACGAGCAGCAUUUCGGCUAUCACAAAUACAGCGCUGACUCAGCUGACGCAGCGUCUGAACUGGCUGUGUCCACGGUGCACCGUCUGCUACACGUGCAACAUGUCGUCCGGAUCGAAAGUGAAGUGUCAAAAGUGCCAGAAGAACUAUCACAGCACAUGUCUGGGCACCAGCAAACGUCUCCUCGGCGCCGAUCGUCCGCUCAUCUGUGUCAAUUGUCUCAAGUGCAAAUCGUGCGCCACCACCAAGGUGUCCAAGUUCGUUGGCAAUCUGCCCAUGUGCACCGCCUGCUUUAAGUUGCGCAAGAAGGGAAACUUCUGUCCAAUCUGUCAAAAGUGCUACGACGACAACGAUUUUGAUCUAAAGAUGAUGGAGUGCGGCGAUUGCAAUCAAUGGGUGCACUCCAAAUGCGAAGGUCUCAGCGAUGAGCAAUACAAUCUGCUCAGCACUCUGCCCGAGUCCAUUGAGUUUAUAUGCAAGAAGUGUGCAAGACGCUGCGAUGUCUCACGCAACAAGGCAGAAGAGUGGCGACAGGCCGUCAUGGAGGAGUUCAAGUCGAGCCUGUACAGUGUGCUGAAGCUGCUCAGCAAGUCGCGGCAGGCGUGCGCCCUGCUCAAGCUCAGUCCGCGCAAGAAAUUGCGCUGCAGUUGCGCGGCUGGCGCGGCCAAGACUCAGAGCCAGGGCAAGUUGCAGCCGAAGGCACUGCAGUUCAACUACAAUGGUCUCGGGAGCGAUGGUGAGUCACAGAACAGUGACGAUGUCUACGAGUUCAAGGAGCAGCAAUCGCAAGCCAAUCCCAAGCCAACAACGCCAGUGCCAUGCAGCUGCCUGCAGCCGGUGACACAAUCGCAUUCGUUUAGCCUGGUCGAUAUCAAGCAGAAGAUCGCCGGUAAUGCGUACGUAUCACUGGCGGAAUUCAACUACGACAUGAGCCAGGUGAUACAGCAGAGCAACUGUGAUGAACUGGACAUUGCCUACAAGGAGCUGCUGAGUGAGCAGUUUCCUUGGUUCCAGAACGAAACGAAGGCCUGCACCGAUGCACUCGAGGAAGACAUGUUUGAGUCGUGCGGCUACGAGGAACUGGAGGAGUCACCAUCCACCUAUGCCCAGGAGCAUGCGGCAUCUCAACCUCCUCGUGUUGGCGUCCUCGACAUACCGCUGGAUGAUGUGGAUGAUCUGGGCAGUGGCUGUGCGCUGAAAACCCGUCUCGAUUCGCGCGUCUGCCUCUUCUGCCGCAAGAGCGGCGAGGGUCUCUCCAGUGAGGAGGCGCGUCUGCUCUAUUGCGGUCACGACUGCUGGGUGCACACAAACUGUGCCAUGUGGUCCGCCGAGGUGUUCGAGGAGAUCGAUGGAUCACUGCAGAACGUGCACAGUGCUGUGGCGCGCGGACGCAUGAUUAAGUGCACCGUUUGUGGGAAUCGUGGCGCCACAGUUGGCUGCAAUGUCAAGUCGUGCGGUGAGCACUAUCAUUAUCCCUGUGCGCGGAGCAUCGAUUGCGCCUUCCUCACUGACAAGUCCAUCUAUUGUCCGGCACACGCACGCAAUGCCCUCAAAGCGAACGGGUCGCCCAGCGUCACCUAUGAAUCGAACUUUGAGGUGUCGCGUCCCGUCUACGUGGAACUUGAUCGCAAGCGCAAGAAACUGAUUGAGCCGGCGAAGGUGCAGUUUCACAUUGGUUCGCUGGAGGUGCGACAAUUGGGUUCGAUUGUGCCACGAUUCUCGGACUCGUUUGAGGCCAUUGUGCCGAUCAAUUUUCUGUGCAGUCGCCUCUACUGGUCAUCGAAGGAGCCCUGGAAAAUUGUGGAGUACACGGUGCGCACCACCAUACAGAAUAGUUACUCCACCACACUGACACUGGAUGCUGGUCGCAAUUUUACCGUGGAUCACAGUAAUCCCAAUUGCUCGCUGGUGCAGCUGGGUCUGGCGCAGAUAGCCAAAUGGCAUGGUAGCUUAGCGCGCAGCGAUCUCCUCGAGUCAGAUUGGGCCGAGUUUCCCAAUUCGUAUGUGCCGCCCGAUGAGAAUACGGAGGAAGAACCGCAGCAGAAUGCCGAUCUAUUGCCGCCAGAGAUUAAGGAUGCGAUAUUUGAGGAUUUGCCGCAUGAGCUGCUCGACGGCAUCUCCAUGCUGGACAUAUUCAUGUACGAGGAUCUGGACAAGACUGAAUUCGCGAUGAGCGAACAGUCCAAGGAUGGCACAACACCCAGCUUGACCCAAGCAGCGGGCAGCGCUUCAGUCACCAUCUGUGACGAGGACACACGCAAUUCGAAUAGCCUGAGCAAACAGCUGGAGCUGAGCAAUUGCUGGCCAGCCAGCAAUCCAGUCGAGGAUGCCAUGCUCUCAGCCGCGCGCAGCUCUAAUCAGGCCAAGCAGCUGAAGAGCAAAGCCACAGCUCCGACCCGCUCCUGGGCCAAAUUAGAUGGCAGCAGUGUGGCGGCCCUUAAACGACGCAAACUCUCCAAGAAUCUGACCGAGGGCGUCCUCCUCAGCCUCAACCAGCGUAGCAAAAAGGAAAUGGCCACAGUGGCCGGCAUCACGCGACGUCAGUCCGUCUGCAGCAGUAGCAAUGGCGAAAUCUCAACCGACGCCAGCGCUGGCAUGCGCACCAAGAGCUUUACGUGGAGUGCGGCAAAGCGUUACUUUGAGAAGAGCGAGUCCCGCGAUGAGCCCGCCAAGCUGAAGAUCAUGCAAAUGGAUGGCGUGGAUGACUCGAUUACCGAGUAUCGCAUCAUUGGCGGCGAUGGCAAUCUGUCGACGGCACAGUUUACGGGCCAGGUGAAGUGUGAGCGUUGCCAGUGCACCUAUCGCAACUAUGACUCCUUCCAGCGCCAUCUGCCCAGCUGUGAGCCCAUGUCCACCAGUGAAUCCGAAUCGGAGACAACAACUGCCGCCGCCGCUACUCAACUUAGUGCCGAGAGCCUCAAUGAGCUGCAGAAGCAGGCACUGGCGGCCGCCACAUUGACCAAUGGAGGUGGCCUCAACUAUCUGCAGACAUCGUUUCCCCAAGUCCAGAAUCUGGCCACAUUGGGGCAGUUUGGUGUGCAGGGACUGCAGGGUUUGCAAGCGCUUCAAUUGCAGCCGCAGUCCUUGGGCAAUGGUUUCUUUCUAUCACAUCCAAAUGCUGCUCCGGCCACCAGCAAUGGCAACGACGAACUGCAACUAUAUGCGAACUCACUGCAGAGCUUGGCCGCCAAUCUGGGUGGGGGCUUCACUCUGGCACAGCCGACGCAAGCGCAGCCCCAGUUAAUUGCGCUCUCCACAAAUCCGGAUGGAACGCAACAGUUCAUCCAAUUGCCACAAAGCACUGCGGGAGCGACACAAUUCCAGACGGCGGCGCCAACGUUAGCAACGACGACCACAUACCAGACACUGCAGGCGACCAACAGUGAUAAGAAGAUUGUGUUGCCGUUGCGGGGCACUGGGAAGCCGCUCAAGACGGUGGCCACCAAGGCGGCGCAACAGGCGACUGCUGCUGCCAAGCAGAAGCAAUUAAAAUCCGCACAUGGCGUCAAACCUAUUCAGGCUAAAUUGCAGCCACACCCGCAGCAGCAGCAACAUCAUCAUCAACAGCAACAACAGCACCAACAACAACAACAACACACCCCGAUUACAGUGGCAACCAAUGGAGCCACACAGCUACUUGGCCAGAAUCUGUUGCAGCCACAGUUGCUCUUCCAGAGCAAUGCCCACCCACAAGCGCAACAGCUGCUGUUGCCACAGACCCAGGCGCAGAAUAUCAUCUCAUUUGUGACGGGCGAUGGCAGCCAGAAUCAGCCGCUGCAGUACAUCUCGAUUCCAACGACAAACGACUUUAAGCCGCAGCAGCAGACGACGACGCCGACCUUCUUAACAGCUGCACCCGGCGGUGGUGCGACAUUUCUGCAAACGGAUGCCAGCGGCAAUCUUGUGCUAACCACUGCACCGAGCAAUUCUGGUCUGCAGAUGCUAACGGGUCAGCUGCAGACGCAGCCGCAAGUUAUUGGUACGCUGAUUCAGCCGCAGACACUACAGUUGACCACCACGGGUGCAGAUGGAACGCAGAGCGCGACAACGCAGCAGCCGCUAAUUUUGGGUGGAAAUGGAGCUGGUGGUGCAACUGGGCUGGAAUUUGCCACAGCCACGCCGCAAGUCAUAUUGGCCACGCAGCCCAUGUAUUAUGGAUUGGAGACAAUUGUUCAGAAUACGGUUAUGUCAUCGCAGCAAUUCGUGUCGUCGGCCAUGCCCGGUGUGCUCAGCCAGAAUGCCAGCUUUUCGGCGACGACAACGCAAGUGUUCCAGGCAAGCAAAAUCGAGCCGAUUGUCGACUUGCCCGCCGGCUAUGUGGUGCUCAACAAUACGGUCGAUGCGAGCGGACAUGCGGGCACCUAUUUGAACGCGGCGGCCAGCGUAUUGCAGCAGACUCAAUCGCAGACGGCGACGGAUGAUGCCACCACACAGAUGCUGCAGAAUGCUGGCUUUCAGUUUCAAACGACGCCCGUCUCGUCCAGUCAGCCGACCAUGUCGGAUUAUGGGGCACCACCAAUGGUAGUCACAGCAAAAGUUCCACCGGUGGCGCAGCUGAAGCGCAAUGCAAAUGCUGCCACCAAGACGCCUAUAUCGGUGCUGAGCAAGGUGCAGCCGCAUCAGCAGCAACAGCAGCACUCUCAGGUGGUCAACAAGGUGCUGCCCACACAUCAGCAGCAGCAUCAGCAGACGCAGCAGAAGCAGCAGCUAAACAAUCUGAAGUUGCAAGCACAGUUCCAGCGCCAGCAGCUGCAGACGAACGAGCUGAAGAACAAACAGCAGCAGCAGCAGGCAGCGCAAACGCAUGUGCAGCAAACGGGCACCACAUGUGGUGCACCGCCAAGCAUUGCAUCGAAGCCGCUGCAGAAGAAAACUAAUCUUAUACGGCCCAUACACAAGGUGGAGGUGAAACCGAAGGUCAUGAAGCCGGCGACCAAGUUGCCAACGACAGCAGCAGCAUUGCAGCAGCAGCAACUACAACCAUCAGUGGCAAGUCAGGUGCCAAAGGUGGCGCUGCUGCAACAGCGAUUGCCUGCACCGCAACAGCAACUCCAGCAGCAACAGCAGCAUCAGCCUUUGCAGUCCCUGCCACAACAACAACAACCGUUGCCAGCGCCACAAUUGUUGCCAGUUGCUGCCCAGCAGCCAGUCCUCAGCAUUGUAAAUACAGCCGAGCCACAAGCAACCGCUCAGUUUGUGAUAACGCCAGCGGUACAGGCUCAAGCUGUGCAGCUGUUGGAGCAGCAGACGCAACAACAGUUGCAGCAACAGUCGCAGCAACAGUUGCAGCAGCAGCCGGCGGAGCUGCUCGUUAAUGGGAGUGCAAGUCGAUUACAGCAUUAUGCCAGCAAUUCGCUGCCUACCAAUGUGGUGAAUCCGUUGCAGCAGCAGCCGCUGGUGGUUAGUGCCAACAGUGGCACCACCACUGUAGUACCGCCUCCGAACAAUAUAACGAUCAACAGUCGACCCACGAAUCGGGUGCUGCCCAUGCAGCAGCGUCAGGAGCCGGUGCCCCUUGACAGCGAUGUUGUGGUGCAGUCGCCAACGCCACCCAAGCCCAUCGAGGAGCCGGUAGCCGCGGGGGCAUCCACGCAGAAAGCUGUCGUCAAAUGUUAUGCUCAACUGGAGCAAAAGUCACCCAGCUACGAGAUUGAGCUGAAGAACAACAACACAACGCUGGAUAACCUGGUGCAGACGAAUGUAUUAUCUAAUCUGCAGGUGCAACAGCUGCAACAUGAGCCCAUCUACAACGAGAAUCUGUAUGAGAAACAGGCAGAGGAACCGUUGCAGCUGCAAGACAAACCCAAAAGCAAUGAUCUAAUGCUUAUCGAAGCCACAACGUGCCAACAGCAACAACAACAGCAGCAGCAGCAACAUAUGGAGCUAGUAGAGAAUGGCUUUCAGUUGACCUCGAAUGAGAAUUGUCUGCUGGAGAAACAUGGCUUCCAUGUCGAAGCUGUGGCCAUGGAUACCGAGGAUCACUAUGCCAAUCUCAAGAAUGGCAGCAAUGAGCCGCUCAGCCAGGCCGAUGAAGGCGAGGAUGAUGAGGAUGACGACGAUGACUUCAGCCUCGAAAUGGCUACAUCCGCAUGCAACGAUCACGAAAUGUCCGACAGCGAAGAGCCGGCCGUCAAAGAGAAGAUAAGCAAAAUUCUCGACAACCUAACGAACGAUGAUUGCGCUGACUCAAUAGCAACAGCGACCACUGUCGAGGCCGGCGCCGGCUAUCAGCAGAUGGUGGACGAUGUGCUGGCGACAACCGGAGCUGGUGGGGAAGUGCCCACGGACGAUGAUGCCUUUGCAGCCACCGCCGAAGAGACCGCUGCCGUUGAGGCCGCUGCCAGCUACAUUAACGAAAUGGCCGAGGCACAUGAGCUGCAAUUGAAGCAACUGCAGGCAGGCGUUGUACUCGAACUGAAGAAACCCAAAUUAGACGACGCGUCACAACAACAGCAGCAACCAGAGACAGUCGCUGCCAAUGAGGUGCCGACAGCAGCUGCUCCCCAGCAGCCGCCGAUGCCGAUGCGGGACCCAAAGAGGAUAAGCGGGCCACAUUUGUUGUACGAGAUACAAAGUGAGGAUGGCUUUACCUACAAGUCCAGCUCCAUUGCUGAGAUCUGGGAGAAGGUGUUCGAGGCAGUGCAGGUGGCACGACGUGCUCAUGGUCUCACUCCCCUGCCCGAGGGCCCCCUAGCCGACAUGAGUGGCGUGCAAAUGAUUGGCCUGAAGACGAACGCCCUCAAAUACCUCAUUGAGCAGCUGCCGGGCGUGGAGAAGUGCGCCAAGUAUACGCCCAAGUAUCAUAAGCGCAACGGCAACGUCUCCACGGCGGCUGGCCAUGCCGCCAGCAGUGCUGGCAGCAAUGCGGCUGCACUUGGUGCAGGAGCUGAUGCGCAGGCGCUAAUGGAUUACGGCUCAGAUCAGGAGGAGCUGCAGGAGAACGCUUAUGAGAGCGCACGCUGCGAACCGUAUAGCACUCGCUCCGAAUACGAUAUGUUUAGCUGGCUUGCGUCCAGGCAUCGCAAGCAGCCCAUUCAGGUCUUUGUCCAGCCAUCCGAUAAUGAACUGGUGCCCAGACGCGGAACUGGCAGCAAUCUGCCCAUGGCAAUGAAGUACCGUACGCUGAAGGAGACCUACAAGGAUUACGUCGGAGUCUUUCGUUCCCAUAUCCAUGGACGCGGUCUCUACUGCACCAAAGACAUUGAAGCGGGUGAAAUGGUUAUAGAGUACGCUGGCGAGCUGAUACGCUCCACGCUGACGGAUAAGCGGGAGCGCUAUUACGACAGCCGUGGCAUUGGCUGCUACAUGUUCAAGAUCGACGACAAUCUCGUGGUGGAUGCCACGAUGCGUGGCAAUGCGGCUCGUUUUAUCAAUCACUCCUGUGAGCCGAAUUGCUACUCGAAGGUCGUUGAUAUACUUGGCCACAAGCACAUCAUCAUCUUUGCCCUGCGACGCAUCGUGCAGGGCGAAGAGUUAACCUAUGACUACAAGUUCCCAUUCGAGGAUGAGAAAAUUCCCUGUUCCUGCGGCUCGAAGCGCUGCCGCAAGUACUUAAACUAAACAGGACUUCAAAUUAACAGAAAAAUGGGGAAAGGUCCCCGAACAUACUCAAUGUGAAAACACAGGCAGAAACAGCUAAAAGAAACAUGUGUAGUUAACGGUUAUAUCGAUCUAAUUUUUGGUCAAUCGUGAUACAUUUUCAUUUGAUAGCAUACAUUUUAAGUAGACGCUAGAUGCAACAGUUGUAAAUGUAAGAGUUAAAACGUUGAUAUUAUAUGCUAUAUAUCCUAUAAAUACACACACACACACACAUAUAUAUAUAUGUAUAUAUAUAUAUAUAUAUAAAUUCAAUAUUAUGCAACGUGCUCAUAUAGGAUUCCCACAUAUAUGGCAAACCCAUUGAUAUAACCUGUUCGAUAUACAUUAAUACGCAGACUUACACUUGCAAACACACACAAACACACCACACACCAAACACAAACACACCAUACAUACACACUUAUAUAAAAACAAGAAAACAAAAUGGGAAAACUCGAUGAUUUCAGUAUUCAGCGAAGAUGGUUUAACUGUAUAUGAAAUAUGUUUAAAUUAUGCAUUAUAUAUACAUAUGUAUUAGCUACCAUAUAUGAAAUUCAGUAUAUUAAGGCUUGACAGAUUCUAUAUUAACAUAAUUAAUCUAGGCAUGAGUAUGUUGCAAAUCAUAAGAUCAAGAUUAACAAUAUAAAUAUA
Drosophila grimshawi is the source of this 12166-nucleotide messenger RNA. It is a transcript of the gene trx, whose product is annotated as histone-lysine N-methyltransferase trithorax. Gene Ontology annotation, biological process: positive regulation of DNA-templated transcription. Gene Ontology annotation, cellular component: histone methyltransferase complex; nucleus. Gene Ontology annotation, molecular function: histone H3K4 methyltransferase activity; sequence-specific DNA binding; zinc ion binding. The transcript has 10 exons. The record is from RefSeq and is a predicted model, not a curated record. The coding region runs from base 80 to 11497 and encodes 3805 amino acids. NCBI's taxonomy places the organism in Eukaryota, Metazoa, Arthropoda, Insecta, Diptera, Drosophilidae.